Molecule: messenger RNA, 1576 nt
Organism: Amblyraja radiata (thorny skate)
Lineage: Eukaryota; Metazoa; Chordata; Chondrichthyes; Rajiformes; Rajidae
Gene: phactr1
Product: phosphatase and actin regulator 1
Exons: 9
Coding region: 59-1576 (505 amino acids)
Biological process (GO): cell motility; stress fiber assembly
Molecular function (GO): actin binding
Source: RefSeq, a predicted model, not a curated record
AUUGCAGUAGCUCUGACAGCCGCUGUUACCUCCUCUCCAUCUCCAACUACAUCUUUUAAUGGCGGCAUCUACAACGGAGAAAACAGAUCGCCGGCCCAUUCGCAGACUGAGAUCCAAGAGCGAUACACCUUACCUUGCCGAGGCUAGGAUAUCAUUGAACGUGGAGACAGCUGAGGAGGUGGAGAGGCUGGCAGCGAUGCGUUCCGAGUCGCUGGUGCCUGGGACCCACACGCCGCCCAUUCGCCGGCGGAGCAAGCUGGCCUCGCUGGGGCGGCUGUUCAAGCCCUGGAAGUGGAGGAAGAAGAAGAGCGAGAAGUUCAAGCAAACGUCGGCAGCUCUGGAAAGGAAGAUCUCCACGCGGCAGAGUCGUGAGGAGCUGAUCAAACGCGGAGUGCUGAAAGAGAUUUUUGAAAAAGAUGGAUGUGCUCAGGAGGAGGUGGUAGAGAACGGGCAGGUGCGGACAUCCCGGCUGGAGGAAGGGGAGGCUGAGGCAGCGCUGGCCACGGCCAUCGAUGAUGACACCAAUCCUUGCUCAGACUCCCUCGACAAACCAGCUGCAGACGACAGUCCCGGCGACAGUGGAACGGGGGGGUUGAGUGAGCCGGAGACGACAGCCAAACCAGCCCUGACUCUCCCACCAAAGAAGACGGUCGCCUUCCACUGCGACGGUGCUGAAACGCCACCCAAGCAACAGCCGCACCCCAAACAGCCCCCUGCCCUGCCCCCCAAACCGCUCACCAGGAUCGCCCACCACCUAGCCGCUUUCCCCACCGCCUACACCAUUCCUCGGCUAAGACGACAGGCCGAUCGGCAAACCACCUAUUCACACGACUCCGCCCUUUGCACUUCCAAGAGACCAGUGGGGCACCUACGAGCCAUCAGGGACGCUGGCCAGCCGGUGAAGCUGCCGUGCAUGCUGCCGCUCAGACUCUCACCUCCUCUUCCGCCAAAGAAAGUGAUGAUCUGCAUACCGCCGCAGGCGGGCGAUGUCCCGUCCAGCUCCUACCCCUCGGUGCAGAAGAUCUCACAGCAAUCCUCCCAGCUGCAGUACGGGGUGUCGCGCACGUCCUCGUUGCCCCCCGGCCUGGCCAUCCACCCGACCAUGCCCACCAGCAAGGUGAUCGAGGAGCUCAACAAGACCCUGGCUCUGACCAUGCAGCGGCUCGAGAGCUCAGGACUGCACACGGGCGAGAUUGGAAUGAGAACGGUGAGGAUCAACACGGUGGAUACUCGGCAAGUGCCGACGGUGGAGAUCGAGGAUGACGAUGAUGACGAUAAGGAGAAUGUGCCGAAUGAAUCGGACUACGAGGACACGUUCAGCAUGCAGGGAGAGGACGAGGAAGUGGACGAGGGCGACGAGGAUGAUGAUGAAGAUGAAGACAGCUUCUUCACAAGCUCGUUGGCGCUAAAGGUUUGCAGGAAAGACUCUCUGGCAAUUAAACUCAGCAACAGGCCCUCCAAGCAUGAUCUGGAGGACAAGAAUAUCAUUCCCAUGCAGACCGACGAGGAGCGGCUGGAAAUGCGGCAGCAGAUCGGCACAAAGCUGACCAGGUCGGUAACAUGCCAAUCUGUCUGA